AUGACCUCAAAGUACAAAAUCGCCCGACCCCUAAACGCCGGCACAAAGCAAUCACUCAAAAAGCCAACCCAAACGCCAACCUUUACAGGCAAACGCGCCUCUCCCUCUACAUUCCCCUCGCUGAACCCAAGCGCCCUCCCCGCAUCGGUCUCUUUCCUUCCUCCUCGAUCCACAGACGACGGAACGGAUCCGCACACGCCAACGGAAUCGUUCUCGACGGCGCGCACGCAGGAGAUAGACAUUGUUGGGGAGGCGGGGCAACCGUUUCUUGAUCCGGUAGUUUGGGAGGGGAUAAAGAAGGUCGGGGAGAUCAGGAGCAGGGAUAAAGAAGGGGACGGGGACGGGGACGGGGGUGAAGAAGGGACAAAGACAGGGAGGAGAUUAGGAAGGAAGGAGGCGGAGGAGGAAGAGCGGAGGAGGAGGGAGAGGGAGGCGGAGUUUGGGGGGAUGGCGGUUAGGGGGAGGAUUAGGGGGAAUGUAUGA
This is a messenger RNA of Aspergillus affinis, 483 nucleotides long. RefSeq lists its product as uncharacterized. Bases 1 to 483 code for a protein of 160 amino acids. Lineage: Eukaryota; Fungi; Ascomycota; Eurotiomycetes; Eurotiales; Aspergillaceae. The record is from RefSeq and is a predicted model, not a curated record. The transcript has a single exon.